UGAAUGUGAGGUCAUGGAGGACUAUCUGACAACCCUGGUGUCACCAGACUUUCCUGAUCAUUACCCACCGAAGACUCGGCGAGAAUGGAGCUUCGACAUACCCCCUGGCGCAAUGGGUCACAUUAAGGUCAACAUCCUCCAGGUAGAACAUUUUUGGGAUCCUCUUACCCUGACACACAGCAGCGAAACUGCACACGGCACUAACGUCACAACCUUCCCAUUGGUCAGUGGUAAUUUGACGUCACUUCUACUGCCAGAGGGUGUGGUGACGGUUCGCUUCUGCAGUGACGGGUUUCUCUUACAUCCUGGUUUUGCCUUUGAAGUCAGGACGCUUCGUAGUGUCCUCACCGGUGUCGCGAUACCGACAUAUGCCUACUCGAUAGACAUCAAUGCGACGGAUGGUAUGACUGCCCUCAACGCGAUGAUGAAGAAAAUUGCGGAACGUGACUGGCAGCCAUUUUGGGUAAACGCCACGAAAGCCUGGAAUAAGGACAACAUUGAUAUCACGGCCAACAAGGCUGUCAUACUGUAA
Molecule: messenger RNA, 532 nt
Organism: Strongylocentrotus purpuratus (purple sea urchin)
Lineage: Eukaryota; Metazoa; Echinodermata; Echinoidea; Camarodonta; Strongylocentrotidae
Exons: 4
Coding region: 14-532 (172 amino acids)
Source: RefSeq, a predicted model, not a curated record